GACAGAAGGAAAUAAAACAGGUGGAUGAACUUGGUACAUUAAUUGUGAAUUAUUGGAAAUUUCUCUUACAAAAAUUUAGAUUAUGAUUGCAAUUUCUUUGUCUGUUAUUAAUGUAAUAUGUUACCUUAUCACAAAAUACCACCAGAGAUACUGCUGUUUUAUUUGUACAUUUAUAAAAAAUUUCCAUCAAGAGUCAAAACUAAACAUGACCUAAAAUAUUGUCUUUACAUCUACAGGGCUCUGCAUGUAGAAUGUAAUACAGACAGACAGACGAAAUCAUGUCUCACCAGGAUGUUCUCUGGAACCUCACAUGGCAUACAAGCCUCUGUUCCAAAGAGGAGGAAAUAUGGUGAAAACUUUGUUGUGUAUUGUUUUUUGGUUCUGAGUCCAAACAUCACAGCAUCCAAGUAGGUGUCCCAAGUGUCUGGUCGCUCGCUCACAAGUUUGCACAGUGCUCUGAAAAACAACAUUUUAUCAUUUGCUUGCUAAAUUAACUGAAAGAAGCUCCCAGCCACUGUGCCAAUGUGGACAAAUUUACCAAUCCAGUCUUGGGAGUUUUCGACCUAAAGAAAAUGAUAACCCAUUCAGUAAUUGAAGUCACAAAAAAGUGCGGGGUCACACAAAGGGGAUUCCACUGCAGCAGGCCAUUAACUCCAGGGGAGCAGAAGAUCACACCAGCAUAAGAUGAACAAUUUCCAACUUCACAGAGAAUAAUGGCAUCAACACUUGGAGAAGAAUGUAAGGGAGUCCAAUCUAUGUUUCUGUACAUGAUGGAAGACAUCUGUAUUUCACUAUCAGCACACAGGCCGUACUUUACCACAUUGUCAAAGAGGACAAAGUAUGUACUGGCAUAAUGUUCAUGCAGAAUGUAAAAAAAACCCACUUUUGAAUAAUUACAGUUAAAUUCUGAAAUUUUAAUUACCUUUAAAUUGUCCCAUUGAGCUUUUCUACUAGCCCAUUGGUCUGAGGAUGAUAGGGAGCACAAAGGCUGCGCUCAAUGUCCAGCAUUUUGCAAAUGUCCUUGUUCAACUGUUGGUCAAAAAUGAAUAAAUGCUUUAACAGAUAAACAUCAACAAGAAAUAACUGAUCACUAAAUUACUAACCAUUUUCAUAUUGCAUCAUACAUCGGUCCAUAACACUCAAAAGUAUUUAGCAACACACCUCAUUGACAAAUUCUUUCCCCUGGUCUGUCAGGAUUCGCUUAAGGGCCCCAAAGCGAUAAAAGAACUUCAAAAUGCAUUGUGCAACAUCUGCUGCUGUUUUAGACGGUAAAGGAUAGGCUUCAGACCAUUUUGUAAAAUAGUCAACCAUGACUGCAAUGUACUGGUUCCCAGCCUCUGUCUUAACCACCUUUCCUAUAAGGUCCAUCCCAACAAGCUCAAAUGGUUGACUCACCUGAAAAAGUAAAAGAAAACAGAGAAUAGCACUUUUGACCAGGGAUUAUAAAAUAUCCUUCUUGUAGUGUUUUGAUAUGUAUGUCACUUACUUCAAUUGGGAUGGGUUUUGUCUCCUGCUUAAUUGUCACUGCACUUUGCUGGUGUUGCACACAUUGAUUGAUCUAAAGAACCACAUUUUUUAAUAAAAUGUCAACCAUCAAAAAGCUGUUAUAAGCUAAAACAAUACAUUAAUGUAAUAGGAUUUUGAUGUGUUUUCUGUUUAUUCUGGAUUUAGAGAUUUCAUAAUUUCAUAAUUUGUUAUUUGUGUUUUGCCCAAAUUAUUCUUUGUCUUGAUUAAAUCAAGCUAUUUCUGUUUCUUUUUACUUUGCAUUUAUUUCAGUUAUUGUUAGUUGAGUUUGGAUUCGUGUUUCUUAUUUCCCUGUUAGUGUUAAUCCUCCUAGCUCCACUGUUUUAUCUCUUUCUCUCUCCCUCAGCUGUCUCCUCACACCUGCACCUUCUUUUCUAAGUAUCACUGGUCCAUUAUUUCAGCAUUCAACCUCCAGUUUUUAAGCAACUCUCCUUGAUUCACUUCUCACAUAAGCCUAGUUAUUCUCCAUGUGCUCCUUGUUCUCGCUGUCAUCUCCUUGUAUGAAAGUUCAUUAAACAUCCACCAAUUAACUACUCUCCACAUCCACCUAUUACAUUUGUGUUCAACACCAUCUACUAACUAGACAAUGACUUGUUGUAACAAUGUACACUGUAAACCCAGAUUUUGUUUGAACUCAAAGAGACUUAGUUCAUAUUACUUAAACAGGUCUAAUUUACUGACAUUACUUGUUUAUUUUGAUUAAGCUGAAUUUUUUAUGUCCUUUUUUAGUGUAAUUAUGUUUUUAAGUACAAUCAAUUGUUUUUACUUAAACACAUUGAAUUAGUAUUACUUAAAUAUAUGUAAUUUCUUUAUAUUAAUUAAUAUUUCUGAGUAAACUGCACUUUUUGAUGGCGUAGCUUAUUGUAAUUAUGUGUUUGAGCUCAAACAACUCAAUAUCAUCAAGUUUUGCCUUUCACGUCACCCACAUGCCCGCGAAAAAUCCAGUUUCGACCGGUUUUGAACGAGUGGAGCGGGAGGAGCUGGCAUUGAGGAGCUCUGAAGGUUUUAGGGACAGAACAGAGACAAAGAAUUCAGCGAUUUUGAUAUUUUCGGCAAGUGAAGUUUUAACAAACAAGUCAUUCGACGGACAUUUGAAGCAGUGAGUGAAAGAACCAAAUUCAGCCUCAAAACAAUGGCAGUGCAACAGAGAAUGCUUGUAAGAGUUAUCAUCACUGAAGCAGACAUACGGAAGCUUACAGUUUAAAGAUCCCAACUGCUCGACAGACCAUGGUGGAUGAAAUGAAAAAGAAAACCCCAAAUGGAGCCCUCAUCAAGCAGAAGAUGGAUCUGACAUUUGCUCUUCGAAGGAGUGAAGUUGUAAAGGACAAGCCUGCCAUCACACAGAUAUGUGAACGCUGGCCUGCUCUCUUUACUGAACAACAGGUGUGUCUGGAGUUCAGCAGGGUGGUUGGUAAGAGUCUGAAGCAGGAGUUCUACGAGGCCCUUGACCAUCAUAGUCCCAGGCUCAUGGAAAUCUUCAAGACAAAGAGGGACCUCACAGGGCAGGUGUUGGCUGACAUGAUGCAACAAACGAAGACUUUGAAUGUGACAGAAAUCAGAUGCCUUGUCCUCAGGGGGCUUCCUGUAAUUCUCGGCGAUGAUCCUUCCACCUUCUUCAAGGCCUGCGUUGACGUUGAUGAUGAGGGUUUAUACAAUGAUAUCCCUGUGGGGAUCCUCUACCAUGAACAGGAAUACAUCACUCCACAAAAGCAGUCCCUUCACCACAACGCAUCCUCGGUGGGAAUCAUCUUGGAGGGAAAAAUUGUGAUGGAUGCUGAGAGCCUUCCCCAGGCCGUGUACAUUGUCUUUGGACUUACCUAUGCACUCCAUCUCAACUACCCGAAGUACAUGAAGAACAGUUUUGAUUUUUUUCAACAGGUACUUCUGAAAUUGGGUAAGACAGAUCUGAAACCUAAACUUCAAACACUUAAGAAUCAGCUUGCAAUGUAAGAUCCAGGAUCUCUUCUCCACAAGUUUUUACAUGUCAGGUUUUUUUUUUUUUGAUCAAUUGGCAGUAAAAUUAUUUAUUUUCAACUGGCCGUAAAAGAAGAAAAAGGAAAUAAUAAAUCUGGCCAUUUGUUAAUUAAAAGUUUGAUAGAAGGGAAUGUAUAGAUGUAAGGAGAGAGGGCAGGACUGAAAAACAAUAUGUGUGGGAUAGAGAAAGCAAGGGGGGGUCACGAGGAGGGAAGGUAGAGGUGGGAAAGUGUGGGCUCUAGAUGGGGCAUCUACUGUUAGUUUUAUUUUUCAACAUUGUUCUGUAUCAUUCACUUUUUGUUAUCCUGAAAAAACAUUUUUUGUUAACUUCACAAAUGCCAAGAUGAUGGUGUGGGGUAGAGGCGGAGGGGAGAGUAUGGCUGUUAUCUGCUCUCUGUUGUUUUUUACCCUCCUGUUCUCUCCUUUUUCAGUCUCAACCCCUUUUUUGUUUUCUUCAUAGACAAAUUUGUUAUUUCGAAACGUUAAAAUGCCAGUUUUCAGUAGGGCUUCGGCUUAUCUUGCCUGUAUCUCUGCCAAAUUUGAAGAGGCACAGUAUGAUGUUGUAAUGAGUGGAAGUGAGUGAGCUUUGUGUGCCAAUACAUUAGACAAAUUUUUUUUUACAGAUCAGAAUAUGCUCACUAAAAGCCUUUUGGGCCAUGACUGUUUCUUUUGAUGCUAAAAAGAAAAUGUUCAAUAAAAACAAUUAUUCAAUAAAA
Molecule: messenger RNA, 4214 nt
Organism: Girardinichthys multiradiatus
Lineage: Eukaryota; Metazoa; Chordata; Actinopteri; Cyprinodontiformes; Goodeidae
Exons: 6
Coding region: 2752-3474 (240 amino acids)
Source: RefSeq, a predicted model, not a curated record